Messenger RNA from Sclerotinia borealis F-4128, 1536 nucleotides. The record is from the annotation of a GenBank genome assembly. NCBI's taxonomy places the organism in Eukaryota, Fungi, Ascomycota, Leotiomycetes, Helotiales, Sclerotiniaceae.
AUGCCACACUCCAACGCUACAUUUCUGCCUCCUCUUUUAAACCCCGUUACUGGUCAAGAGAUAAACUUUUUGUAUACGCCUCAUACAAGUAUGGCUUCCCACAACAAGAGACCCAGCAAUCGACGUCCAAAGUAUGGAUGUCCCGAGCUGGGCGAGAUAUUAACGCAACAAUAUCCCCCACUCUUUCACGCUGCGACGAAUAUUCCCGCAUUCAUUAAAGCGCUAUCUCAUCUACCCCAUCUACGUCAUCUGACGAUUUCAUGUCCAAAUCAGGAUCCAGCGCAGAGGUAUAGGAGAGAUAUUGUUGAUUAUGCACUUAUUAGCUUGCGGAUCGCCAUUGAGCGAGCACCGAUAUUGAAGUUGGAAAAAUUGUCUAUACAUAUCCAUCCAUCUGGACUUCAAUAUUUGCGCCAUAUGCCUGGAUUCGGAUGUACUCCGUCUGCGGGACGACGAUGGAGACAAGUACGAAAACUCAAUAUCACGAUGGAUUCGUGGGACUUUCAGAGUUUGUUGCCUGGGCGUGAUCAUCUAAAGAUUUUGGAUGAUUAUAUUCGAAAUUUUGCGCCGAAAUUGGAGAAAGUGAGUUUUGGGUGGCAUGGACGAAAAGGUCCUUGUCCAUUCUUUUUAUUCAGUGAUCCGCUAUUUUCACCUCUAAAAGAGACAGUGAAGUUAUUUGGAGAAGUGACGUCCCCGAUGUCGCCAUUACCAGCUGCGCCUCCAAGGCCUCCGAUGGUAUUUCCCAGAUUGCGGUAUCUGCAAGUGAGAAAUACCACGAUGUCAGAACAGCAAGUCGCGGAAUUUGUCUUUGAGCAUCGACACACGGUGAAAGAAUUCGAUUUUGAGAAUACGUCUUUGAUUGAUGGUGGGAUUUGGGAACGGGCAUUGGCACCUUUGACGUCGGGGAAUAGUCGAGGAAGUGAAGAGUGGUUGUCUCAGCCGAGUGGGUCUGAUGUUGAAAGUUUGCAAUAUCAGACUAGAAGUGACUUGUAUGACAUUGAGGAGGCGCCGGAGGUUAUUGAUAGUUUAGCUGGUGCGAUGUUGGCUGGUAUGAAGGAGUCGUCGAUGACUGGUACGAAGCUUAGAAAAAAGAGGUCGCAUCAUCGUCGACGAAGACGCAAGCAUAAGCAUGAGGAGAAAGAAAAGGAGGGUGAGGACAAUGGUUCUGGUAAAGAGAUAAAGCCAAAGAUUUCAGCUCCAAUACCGAUAGCUGCGCCUUCCGUUGAGCUCUUACAUCCAAUGACUUUCAAUCCCAAUAUACAAGGCGUUCAGCGCAAUCUUAAGAAGGAGGAUGCUCAACAGGAACUGAUUAAUGAUCCGGAUAAGAGGAUGACGGCUUUGAAGAAGGCAAGAGAAGCCGUUUUGAAGCAGUUGAGCAAAGAGUUCUGCAAGACUCGAGAUAAAAAAGAACGGGUAUUGACAGCCUGGCCCAAGCCUUUGCAAUUGGUGGCUUCAUGCUCGUCACCAAAGAAGUCCAGAGGUUUUUGUGGUCAUGAGAGCAGUACCGCAUUGGUACCUUUGAUGUUUAGUCGGUAUUAA